CUCUCAGGCGCUGCGCUGAGACACCUAAAGGCGCGCCGCCGAUGUAGUCUUCACUCCACGCCAGUCAGCACGAGCACAGAGAUGUCAUCGCAGGAUUCUGAUGAAAACUACGAUUUAGUGUUUAAAAUCGUUCUCGUGGGAGAUGUCGGAGUCGGGAAGACGUGCGUGGUGCAGCGCUUCAAGAGCGGGCUGUUCAUGGAGAAACAGGGCAACACGAUCGGCGUGGACUUCACCAUGAAGACCCUGGACAUCCAGGGCAAGCGGGUGAAGUUGCAGAUCUGGGACACCGCCGGACAGGAACGCUUCCGCACGAUCACUCAGAGUUAUUAUCGCAGCGCUAACGGUGCCAUCAUCACGUAUGACAUCACAAACAGGGGCUCUUUCAUGUCGGUGCCGCAGUGGAUGGAGGACGUGAAGAAGUACGGCGGCUCCAACAUCGUGCCUCUCCUAAUCGGGAAUAAGUCGGACCUGCCGGAUCUCCGCCAGGUUCAAUUUUCUGACGCCCAGCUCAUGGCGGAUCAGCUGGACUUCAUCAGUGUCAUCGAGACUUCAGCCAAACACUCGGAUAAUGUGGAGCAGGCGUUCGUCACGAUGGCCAGCGAGCUCAUCCUGAGGCACGGAGGCCCGGUGUUCACCGAGAGCGUCAGUGACAGCUUCAAGCUCAGCAGCAGAGACCUGGGCGGGGCCGGGUGGGGCUGCGGGUGCUGAGGACCAAUGACAGCGGCCGGCUGGGGCUGCGUGUGCUGAGGACCAAUCACACGUUGCCGUACAGCGGCCGACUGGGGCUGCGGGUGCUGAAGACCAAUCACAGUGGCCGGCUGGGGCUUUGUGUACUGAGGACCAAUCACACGCUGCUGUACAACGGACGACUGGGGCUGCGGGUGCUGAGGACCAAUCACACGCUGCCGUACAGCGGCUCGCAGAAUGCCACUGUGAAGACUCGGGUGGGAAUGUUUUGAGUGAAACCUCACAUUUCAAAAUUAUAACCACCCAAAAUUUAUGUAAUCCUCAAGGCCCUAGCACACUGAAUCCGAAAUUUUCGUACGCGUUUUUAUCAUUUUUUGUAUUCGUGACUCGUGGCUCUGAAUUGUCAAAACACCAUUCCAACGCAGAAAAUUGUACCCGAUCAAAUUUUUUUCACGGCCGAAAGCUUUGGAAGCAAUAGGCAAGCUUGAUUGACAUAACGUGAGGUCGUAUUUAUUUUUUAACGUGCGAAAAUUUCGGACGCGAAUUUCUGACUCGGUGUGCAAGAGCCUUAACAAUUUGCCAGUCCACACUGAACGCAGAGCUACUGUGCAACGCGAUCACAGCCAAUCAGAGUGUGAGGCUUAAUGUGGAGCAAGAGUUCGGACCAAUGAGAUUUCAGGUGGGCGGGGCUAAUGGAAAUGGAAAUAGAAACUGAGCUGCUGAUGGCAGAUUAUCUCUCCGCUGUUGGUUUGGGGUUGUUAUCAUCUCCAGUGAAUCCCAUGACACACUUCAGCCUCAUUUCCUUUCAGAAUCAACUACAUCUAAAUUAAUAUUCCUAAUUGGUGUGCAAGUUUCCUUUUCAUCAGUAUUGACCAGAAAUUCUCUUCUUCUACUGGCCGUUGAAUUCUAUGCAUGAGAUCAGUAUCACACACACUCACUCUCUCUCUCUCACACAUUUAGCCAGUCUUUAAAUGUAAUGUUUGCAUUUAAGCCCAGAGUAUUCUUGGGUUUUUCCACGGAUGCUUCGUUUAAUCACACAUCCGCAUUGCGUUUUUGCACUAAUCGGUCAUUUCACAGUAGAAAACUAAACUAAACCCCAGAUGAGCAUGUGUGUGAGACCUUUAGUUUAUAAACACAGACAUUAUGAUCAGUCAUAACCUCUGGAGGGAAUAGCUCAGACUCUGGACAGAAUUGAGACUUUCUCGAGCAAACGUCUUCAGCGCCAAGUAAUAAUUUUCUGGUAAAGAAAAAUUAAAAUGUGCAAAAAAAGUCAAAUUUGAAUGCACUGUGAAGCAAGAGCCUGUCAUGAUGUAAUGUUAUCUGGCAAACGCUCCAUCGUGUUCUUGAGUUUGCGCUCGUGAGAUGCUCCUGUUUACAGCCGCGAGAAAUGCAGCCAAUCACAUCUCGUCUGAUGAGCUUAUGAACGCAUCAGCCAAUCAGAGGAGUCCCAGGCACCGCUCAGCGCUCCUGAAUAGCACAUGCUAAAAAUGCCAAAAUAGACAAGCGAUGUGAAUGCAGACUAAUAGAUUAUAAGAAACAUAUUCGUAUCAAUAUAUUUUUUACAUUUCAUUAAAUUAUUAGUAAUGAGUCUGACUUGAACAGCAAUGUAUUCUGACAAGUUUAAGAUUAUUUCAAGUAAAUGUUUAAUUGUUCAUCUUAGUAAAAUUAAAAUGUGAAUUUUUUAUAAACUUAUAAAGUUCAGGUAAAUGUUUAACUGCCCGUCUAAUCAAUCAAAUCUAUAAUAUAAUUAUAAAAUUUACAACAACUGCAAACAACUAAUGAAUUGAAAUGAAAAACAUGUUUAUUAUGAUGCAUAAAUCUCAAUUUUAACACUGAAAGAUAACGUACAGACAGUGAUGCACGCGCAGCAAUAAUAAUGAGCACAGAUCUGAUCUGUCUGGACAUCAAAUAACGUAUUCUUGAUCAUAAUAUGGUUAGUGUACUGUACUUGGCCAGGCCACACACUCGAACGGUUACAGAUGAGCUUGGGCUGUAAUAUCUCCAUUACUGUGGUGAACGGCCCUCUGGGUAAUGACAGGUGCGUGGUUGCUGGACUGUGACGUGUUCUGUCUAAUGCACGUGUUUUAUAUCCGAUUAAAAAACAGACACUUUUGAACUGAUGUUUAUCAAAACAUGGGCAUUGCUAUUUUAUACAUUUUGCAUUCAUUUAUACCACAAAGCCUUGUAGAAAAUUAUAAUAAACUAGCUUUUUAAACAUUUUUCUGAUAACAUUGUACUGUUAAAUUUGUGGCAUAAUUGCACUGAAUAAUGAGGGAAUGACAUCAUCAGUUGUGGGUUCAUGAAUAACCAGAGCCGUUUAUAUUCGUCUGCAAUUACUAAAAUACAUGCAUAACUGAUCUGUCGUCAGUGUGUGUGUGUGUGUGUGUGUGGCUACACUCUUCUGGUUCACAGAUGUGUAGUGUCCAGAAGUUCAGGAGUUAAUGUGUUAAACACAGUAAUGUCAGAUCUACUUGAAGGAAAUCAUGAGAAAUUAUAGUGCCUUUCAAAGCAGUUUUUAAUCUUGUAGUUUGUUUUCAUGUUAAAGUCAUCAUGUUAUAUUUCUAUUAAUUUUUUUUCUUUUGUCAAUCAGUUAAAUGUUUUGAGAGACGUGAUCAAUUUGUAUUUGGUGAUAAAUUGUGAUAUUAUUUUAUCAAUAAAGCUAUUAGCAUAUCUUUUAUUUAA
Pimephales promelas (fathead minnow) is the source of this 3369-nucleotide messenger RNA. It is a transcript of the gene rab43, whose product is annotated as RAB43, member RAS oncogene family. Lineage: Eukaryota; Metazoa; Chordata; Actinopteri; Cypriniformes; Leuciscidae. Gene Ontology annotation, molecular function: GTP binding; GTPase activity. The record is from RefSeq and is a predicted model, not a curated record.